Molecule: messenger RNA, 900 nt
Organism: Tetranychus urticae (two-spotted spider mite)
Lineage: Eukaryota; Metazoa; Arthropoda; Arachnida; Trombidiformes; Tetranychidae
Product: apolipoprotein D
Biological process (GO): response to reactive oxygen species; lipid metabolic process
Cellular component (GO): cytoplasm
Source: RefSeq, a predicted model, not a curated record
AUUAAUAACAAUAUUUGCUAUUAAUUGUUCAAUUGUAAGUCAUUUGUCAAUUUAUUUAGUGUCAACGGUUAAUUUGUCAACAAUCCAAAAUGAAACAAUUUUUUAUCCUCUGUGUUUUUGCAUUCGCAUCAGCUUCAGCUUUUGUAAUUCCAAGUUUAACUCUUGAUCCACUUCAGCAAAUUAAAAGAAUUGUUCCAGAAAUUUUCAAUUUAACUGAUUUAAGAGUUGACUUAGACGAUAUUAAAAGCAGUAUUUCACCUGGAAAAUGUCCCGAAGCCACUGAACUUCCAGAGCCAUUCAAACUUAACUCGUUCCUCGGUACUUGGUAUGAAAUUAAGCGAACCGGUCAAAUUUUUGAGAACGGUCUCCGUUGUGUCCAAGCCAAUUACAAGCUAGACCAAGCAGCUGGCAACGUUAUUGUUAACAACAGUGGUGUCAAUCCUAAAGGCAAACCAGUUGCCACUAUUGGUACUGCAGCCACAACUGACAAGUCCAACGUCUUUGCUGUUAAAUUUUUCCCACUCUCUCCUUCAGCUCAAUAUUGGGUUGUUGACACUGAUUACACUGGCUACAGUUUGGUUGUUUCUUGCAAUAAUGUCUUUGGAUUUUUCAACAUCAAUGAUGCUUGGAUACUUUCAAGGAAGCCAUCUCUAGAUAAUGAGAUAAUUCAAAAACUGGAAGCCAAAGUAAUUGAACUUGGAUUUACCAAACUUCGAUUUACUGACACACCACAAGAUUGCUAAUUUACCUCCUGCAGUCAAAUUAUUUUAAAUAUCAUACUAUUGACUUAUUUGAUAUGAAAAUUAUCUGUACUCAAGAUGUAUUGAGACCAAGUAAAAUCCGUUAGAUUCAAUUUUUGUUUUCAUCAAUAAAUGUAAACAAAUUGUUUAAUAGCAUAAA